AAAUGGACGCGGCAGAGCAACUCCGGCGUGAUCUCUGCCCCUCACAAGCCCCACACCCCGCUCCGCGGCCAUGGAGACCCUCCUCUCCCCCUCCGCAUUGCUCGGCCCGCUCCGGGGCUCCAGGAAGCUAGCGGCCCCCGCCGCCGUCCCGUGCAGCAGGUCCGCCGUCUCCUGCUCGCUCAAGAAGCAGACGCAGACGCAGGCGGGCGUCGCCUGGCAUGGAGACGGCGGCGUCGGGAGCUGGGCGUCGUUCUUGCACCAUGGCCUCGCCGCGGCGGCGCUGUCCCUGGCCCUGACCUUGUCGCCCGCGCCCGCGCCGGCCGUGGCGUCGGAGUUCGACGUGCUCAACGACGGGCCGCCGGCCGACACGUACGUGGUGGACGACGCCGGCGUGCUGAGCCGCGUGACAAAGUCCGACGUGAAGCGCCUCGCCCGCGACCUCGAGGCCCGCAAGAACAUCCGGAUCAACUUCGUCACCGUCCGCAAGCUCACGAGCAAAGCUGACGCGUUCGAGUACGCGGACCAAGUGCUGGAGAAGUGGUACCCGACGGUGGAGGAGGGCAGCAACAAGGGGAUCGUGGUGCUCGUCACCAGCCAGAAGGAGGGCGCCAUCACCGGCGGCCCAGCCUUCGUGCAGGCCAUCGGCGACGCCAUCCUCGACGCCACCGUCUCCGAGAACCUCCCAGUGCUGGCGACGGACGAGAAGUACAACGAGGCGAUCUUCUCGACGGCGAAGCGGCUGGUGGCGGCCAUCGACGGGCUGCCGGACCCGGGCGGGCCGGCGUUCCAGGAGAGCAAGCGGGAGUCCAACUUCAAGAGCAAGGAGGAGACGGACGAGAAGCGCGGGCAGUUCACGCUCGUCGUCGGCGGCCUGCUCGUCAUCGCCUUCGUCGUGCCCAUGGCGCAGUACUACGCCUACAUCUCCAAGAAGUGAUCCAGUCGAGCGCCGUGCACUGUACAGUACAGUAAUUUUUCGAAUCCCCCCGGUUUUCUGUUGGACUAAAGUUUUAGAAGUGAACACAGAGAGAUCAAUGCAAGCGCACCCGCACUCGUGUGCAAUGUUCGGAGCCAA
This is a messenger RNA of Hordeum vulgare subsp. vulgare (domesticated barley), 1072 nucleotides long. RefSeq names its product UPF0603 protein OsI_019212, chloroplastic. Bases 71 to 934 code for a protein of 287 amino acids. NCBI's taxonomy places the organism in Eukaryota, Viridiplantae, Streptophyta, Magnoliopsida, Poales, Poaceae. The record is from RefSeq and is a predicted model, not a curated record. The transcript is spliced from 3 exons.